Messenger RNA from Drosophila eugracilis, 1477 nucleotides. It is a transcript of the gene Lnpk, whose product is annotated as endoplasmic reticulum junction formation protein lunapark. Lineage: Eukaryota; Metazoa; Arthropoda; Insecta; Diptera; Drosophilidae. The transcript has 6 exons. The coding region runs from base 120 to 1280 and encodes 386 amino acids. The record is from RefSeq and is a predicted model, not a curated record. Gene Ontology annotation, cellular component: endoplasmic reticulum tubular network. Gene Ontology annotation, biological process: endoplasmic reticulum tubular network organization.
UACAGCCACGGUCACGCUGAGCAACAAAUAAUUCCUAGGCAAGCGGGCGGUUAAAUGGCAAAAUAAGCCAUUUAAUGUUUAAGUUUGUUCCUUUCUAGUUAAAUUUGUAACAAUACAACAUGGGUUUCGUGCUGUCCAAGUUUCGGAAGGAAAAGUCUACGGAGACGGUAUUGGAGGGACUGCAGACGCAGAUCCAGGCGUUGGAGAAGUACAUGAUCAACACCGAGGAGCGAAAGCGGCGGUUCGUAACCAACUUUGUGGCAAUUUGUUUGGGCGCCUAUGUCGUGGGCUUCGGACUCUGGUACUUCUUCUACUUCCCGCCCACAGUGCAAGAGUGCUUUAUGUACCUUGUGCCGCUGCUUCUCUUUCCGAUUGUCAUUAUCUUUCUGCGGCGACUGUUUACGUGGUACUUCCAGCGGAAGCUGAACAAAAAUGGCGAUAAGCUGUCCCGUUUGAAGGAGGAGAAGCGCAAGAUAUUGGAGCAGGUCAUGGACAAAGAGACCUAUAAGGUGGCAGUGAAUCUCCUGGAGCGUUUUGGCGAUAAAAAGCAGCUCCGUAUCAGUGGUCCGCAGACCGGAUCGACGCCUAGCCGCCCGCUGGCUGAGCGGACUCCUCAGCCUGCCGCUGCUGCCGCCAGAAUUUCAACUGGUGGUGGACAGCAGCAACGAUCACUUGCUCCAUACAGCAGUGUAUAUCGCAACAAUAACAACAUCAACACUUCUUUGAACAGCAGCGUCAUCAGCACACAGUCACUGGCACCGAUGACGUCAGCAUCCCCACAAUUGCGCGCUGUUCAAGAGCUACGACGACGAUCGCCAUUUCCCAUUGUGGAUGAUCGAUCACGAAGUGCCCUGGAUCGAAUCGUGGACUUCAUCGUGGGUGACAGUCCAAAGGAUCGAUUUGGCAUGAUCUGCAAGGAGUGCCACUCCCACAACGGAAUGCUGCCUAAGGAAGAGUAUGAGUACACUACCUUUAGGUGUGCCUUCUGCAAUGUACUUAACCCAGCUAGAAAGAAGCGACCCGUGGCACCUCGUCUAUCUCUGGAGGAACCCUCGGAAACCGCAACCAAACGAAACGACAGCUCAGAUAGUGAAUCAUCCGAUGAUGACUCUGAUAAAGAGCCAUCAGCACGACGAGCCCUGCUUCAAAAUGUGCCAUCGAGUGAACCUGAUAUGGAUGCCACCACCGUAACGGAAGACUUGGCAAUGGAGACUGAUACACCCGAGACUGGAUCAACUGCCGCCGAGGACAGCAAAGCUGAGUUGGCUGCCAGUUCCUGAGGGCCCACCACCACCACAUCGAUAUGCACCUCUUAGGCGCCAGUUAAGCAAAAUUUUUGGAUUAUUUGCUUAUUUUAGCUUACUUAUUUAACUCAUUUUUAUUGGUAAGCGAAUUUGAAUAAGAAUCAUCUGUUAUCAUGAAUUUAUUGUCGAAGAAUGAAUACAUUGAAUGGAAUACAUACAUAAAUCUUCGAGUA